AGAUCUCUCUGCGUUUAAAAUUUCCAAAAGCUCUCUUUAGGGUAAAGGCUCUAGUUGAAAAAGUUUGAAGCAGAGGAUUGAAUAUGGCGAGUGGUGGAGGAGGAGGUUACGGAGACCCGUCGCAGAAGAUAGACUACGUGUUCAAAGUGGUUCUGAUCGGCGAUUCUGCGGUUGGGAAGUCGCAGAUACUUGCUCGAUACGCGAGGGACGAGUUCAGUUUGGAUUCGAAGGCUACUAUAGGCGUCGAGUUCCAGACUCGGACGCUUGUUAUCGAUCACAAGAGCGUUAAGGCUCAGAUCUGGGAUACCGCCGGCCAAGAACGAUACAGAGCGGUAACAAGCGCAUAUUACCGAGGAGCGGUUGGGGCGAUGUUGGUUUACGACAUAACCAGACGCCAAACCUUUGAUCACAUUCCAAGAUGGCUAGAAGAGUUGCGUGCUCAUGCCGACAAGAACAUUGUGAUCAUCCUUAUAGGGAACAAGUCAGAUCUUGAAGACCAAAGAGCUAUCCCAACCGAAGACGCUAAAGAGUUUGCUGAGAAAGAAGGUUUAUUCUUCUUGGAGACGUCUGCGUUUAACGCAACCAAUGUUGAGAGUGCUUUCUCAACGGUCCUGAACGAGAUUUUCAACAUUGUGAACAAGAAAAGUCUUGCUGUGAGUGAAGAAGAACAACAUGGGUCGCUUGCUGGUAAGAAGAUUGAUAUUGUUCCAGGUCCUGGUCAGGUGAUACCAGCAAAGAGUAACAUGUGUUGUAACUCGUAGAUUAUAACGAAUUCAAGUUCUUAAAACAUAGUUUUAGAUUCUGGUUGGUAUGUUUCUACUAUCCAGAGUCGUUAUUAUUUGUUGACUGCUUCAUUAGCAGCUUUUGUGAGGUGUUUUGGGAUUGAAUCCAACUAAAACGAAUUAGUGUUAUAACUUCAUUCACAAUAAACAAAACCAAA
Brassica rapa (field mustard) is the source of this 940-nucleotide messenger RNA. Its product is annotated as ras-related protein RABA4a. The record is from RefSeq and is a predicted model, not a curated record. Lineage: Eukaryota; Viridiplantae; Streptophyta; Magnoliopsida; Brassicales; Brassicaceae. Gene Ontology annotation, molecular function: GTP binding; GTPase activity.